AUGGAUGCCAUGAAUUUCCAACUUUUGUCUUGGAUAUGGUCUUUAGUGAUACAAGUUCUUCUAAUCCUUGCAGGGCAUUGUGGAUCAUUUAAUUCCACAGAAGAAACUGCUUUGGAUCUUGAUGGUGGUACAGGACACAAGAAACCUCCUAGGAAGGGGAGGAAAAAAUUGCAAGCAGCUCAGGAUAACCAAGCUGCUGCAAUUGUAGAGCAAGAUAGGUCUGAUCAUGCUGCUUCGGAGUCCAAAGUUGAUGACAAAACUGGAAUGAAUUGCUCCUUUUCUAGAGAGGCAAAAAGGCACUCAGUUUCUAUUGAUGAAGAUGCUUUAAUGGAUGGUUCCAGAAUUUGCCCUGGAAGUAUAAACUAUUCAGCAGGUGUAAUGUCUGCUUCAAAAAGACGUACUAUGUCGAUUGCAGUUGAGGGUUUACAACCGUCUGAUGACUUAGAAACAGCAUAUCGUGUAACUGCAAAUAUGGGUAUAAGUUGUCGGGUGGCGCAAACCUGUGGAGAAUUUUCCAAGGGAUCAAUUGCUGGACAAGAAAAGCCUUGUGACUCUGUUGAAUAUCCAAAGCCUGGGCAAGUGUCUGACUGCAGAAUUUCAACCAAAGAUGCUCCAGUUCCUCUUGCAACCAAAGUUUUCCACUUACAAAGAAAUAAUCGUCUCCGGGCAGUACUCAACCAUCUUUACUUUGAAGCAUCAACAUAUUCCAGUGAUUCUCUGAGCCUUAAAGUGGUACAAGGAAGUGUGGUACUUCCAUCUCAGGAUUCGUCACCUAAGAAUUCAUUGCAUGACAAAAUGGAUGACCUACUGCAAAGGAAGAAAGAUACUUCUGCAUUGCAUGCUGCACGCAAGCCUGACCAAAUUUUGGCUCAAAGUUCUGAAUUGUGUUUGGGAAACUCAAAUGGCCAUCCUGCAAUCACAAGCAUCUCGAAUCAGUUUUGGGACAAUAACUUUUCAAGACCUGGAAUCUCUGUUGAUGCUUCUCCCAUGGGGAUGAUAAGAGGCAGAUAUCUUUCGGCCCCUUACUCUUUUCCUGGUAACUCUGGCACAUCGCUUGGGACCAUGCAGCAGCCUGAUGGAAGUGUUCCAGUUAUAUAGCACUCUCAAAGAGAUGCUUUUCUUUGUGAGUAAAUUUUAUACGUCAUCGCCCAAUUCAUUCGUAUAGGUCAUCCACCAUUGAUGUUGGCAUUUUCGCGUUGUUCUUUCCCACAGUAGAGAUCACAUUAUCAAAGUUCUUUUUGUCUUCAGGGUGAUAUUUAUGAUUUGCGAUGUUAAUGGAACCUUUUUUUUUUUUCUUUAUUGGGAGUAAGCUUGUAGUCAUGGAACUAAGUUUUCUUGAGCAUCAAUUUCCUGGAACUGCAUAUAUUUGAUGAUUAAUUGUUUACUAAUUACCCAUUUUAUAUUUAUUUUAUUAUUUUAAAAUUUUUAUUAA
This is a messenger RNA of Macadamia integrifolia, 1432 nucleotides long. Its product is annotated as SCA7 domain-containing protein SELMODRAFT_431321-like. Bases 1 to 1098 code for a protein of 365 amino acids. The transcript has 9 exons. Gene Ontology annotation, cellular component: SAGA complex. The record is from RefSeq and is a predicted model, not a curated record. Lineage: Eukaryota; Viridiplantae; Streptophyta; Magnoliopsida; Proteales; Proteaceae.